Molecule: messenger RNA, 3179 nt
Organism: Bemisia tabaci
Lineage: Eukaryota; Metazoa; Arthropoda; Insecta; Hemiptera; Aleyrodidae
Source: RefSeq, a predicted model, not a curated record
AUGGCCAAGCAUCAGUUCGUGUUGCUGUCCUUGUGUGCGAGUGCCGUGCUCCUCCUCUCCGGGCUCCGGCCCGCCGCCGCCGCCGCCGCCGCCGCCGCAACCCCUACCUCCGCCUCCGCCACCCCCGCCCCCGCCAGGACCAAGUACAUCCCCAAGUGGAAAAAGCAGGCGUGCGAGGCUCCGGCGAGUCUGAACUCGGCGAGUCACUACGAGUGCGAUGACAACGGGAACGUGCAGUGCCUGCCCGGCUGGACGGGGGACGUCUGCGACGUGCCAAUCUGUCGCAAAGGCUGCGACCCGCUCCAGGGAUAUUGCAAACGCCCCGGCGAAUGUCGCUGCAAACUUGGCUUUUAUGGAGAGCUAUGCAACAAGUGCAUAGCAUUGCCUGGAUGUCAACAUGGCUAUUGUAACAACAGCUUUGAAUGCAUCUGCCAUGAGGGUUGGGAUGGACUCUUCUGUUCAGAACCAAUCUGUCGUCUGGACUGUCAUGCAACGAGAGGUUAUUGCGAAUGGCCAGGGGAAUGCAGAUGUCGUCUUGGCUGGUCAGGCGAAACAUGCAAGGAAUGCCAAGUCCUUCCAGGUUGCGCCCACGGAGCCUGCUCAAAGCCUUUAGAGUGCAAAUGUGAGAAAGGCUGGACAGGAAUUCUCUGCCAAACACCAAUUUGUGCAGAGGGUUGUCACAAAGAAAGAGGCUAUUGUCGGAAGCCAGGUGAAUGCAGAUGCAAAGUGGGAUGGUGGGGCGAAAAUUGUGAUGAAUGCUACCGAUAUCCUGGAUGCGUUCAUGGCUCGUGCCAACGUCCAUGGGAAUGUACCUGUGAACCAGGCUGGGGAGGCAUGCUUUGCGAUCAAGAACUGAACUUCUGCGAUGAAAACCCUGACUUGUGUGAAAAUAAUGGUACCUGCGUGAGCCUGCCUGAGGAGGAUGGCAGCUAUCGCUGUUUGUGCACAGACAACUUUACAGGCAGAAAUUGUGACGUCAAUAAAACGGUAAAUGAACAGCAAGUAAUUGGGAUGCGCCCGCCCCCACCACCACCACCCACACCAAGUAAAGAACCUACAUACUCUACAACUCCCACCGAGAAGGAAACGACCAGCGAACAACCAUCUUCCAGCUUAACCACUUCCACCUCUCCAUCAUCGGUGUCGGAAAACAACGAAGAGGCCAUCUUAGAAGAAACAACCUCCACUAAACCAUCGACAACAACAACUUCUGUGAAACCCUCACUCCGUCGAGCUUCGACAAGUCGCACAACAGAAAUCCACCGCACAUCGUCCACGAAGAAUAAGUUCCGAAAGACUCCAGAGGAUAAAAAUUCAGAAUCUACAAAACGCCCAGAUCCUCACAGGAAAUCUUCUAGGACGUUUGGAGGGAUGAAUGAGAUUUUGGGUGUGGUUCCCAGUGAAAUAUUCGAUAGAGGCUCAAUCAGCAUAGGAGUCUCAAAAGAUGGAACGAUAGAUUCACUGCGUUUGCGUGGCUUAAAGGUUCAGAACGAUGAUAAGCAAUCUUUGAUAGAAACAGCAGCUGAUUCUCAAAAUCAAAAGGAAAGAGAAAACUUAGCCGGUCAUUUUUUUGAGUUGGUGGGCUCAUCAGGGCAGGAUGCCACUGGCAUCGCUGAUGAGCCCACGGCUCUAAAAUCGUUGAAGUCCCGUAGACGGAGAGGCGUGCUCACCCAAACUGUAGAAAAAUUCUUCCCAACUCUCUCAGCCUCUCACGCAAAUACUGAGUCACAGCUGGAUCAAAACAGAAUUUAUUCGCUCAGCGAUACAGUCGCUGAUAAUCAGCCCAAGAGGAGUAGAGCCAUUGACAGCCACUCCUUCAAGACCCUCGUUAAAAACAGGGAAGAUCCAUUACAGCGAACAACGGAGGAGAGUUUAAUAGAGUUAGAAUCAGACGGAGUCCUUGAGAUUCGUCCGGCCAAGGCCUCCACCCACCAUGGGUUGAAACGCCAGAGUAACUCGCCCAUUAGUGUGCAACAAAGAAACGAAGCUCUUUCGCAAAACCGUAAUGAAGCUGGCCUCCAGGUGACACUCUUUAACCAAUCGCGGGUCUCUGGUAUCACUUAUCAUGACCGCAGAAAGAGCUAUCACAUCCAAAACUGGAUAGAGAACUUUGGUGGUUCCAAGGGUUCUGAUGAUGUAAAGAGCAGACCUAUUGUGAACAUAUUCGUAUACACAAAUGGAAAUAUGUGCUCUUGUAGAAAUAUUUCUAUGGAAUUCAACCAGAGGCAUCCUGAUUGUAUCUGCGAUGAAAGUCUGAAUUCAAAGCAGGACAAAAACACCGAAAACUGGACAUAUGCUCAAACUGAGAGGGAAGAUCAUGCGACUAUCACUCCUCAAAUUCAGAAAGUAGAUCACACUAUGGGCACUCCUCCAACUGAUAAAGCACAACCUCCAACGCCUGUUUCCCAAACUUGGAGCUUGUCACCUUCGUUCCCAACUGAGAAUGUUCCGCCAAAUUCUGAGCGUCAAAGCUCUUAUCAAGACACAUUGAAUUUUCUAACUAUUGUUGCUAAUUCCCUAUGGCCACCUUUCCAAACCAAACAUGAAGAUGCUACGUCUCCUCAAAUGGUAAGUGAUAGCCGUUCGAUACCUGCCACCAAAACCUCUACUUCGAGAGUUUUGGAUUUAAUGCCUGCCUCUCCUACAAUGCGCUCAUCUAGUGUUUCUGAGUCAUUGGUUCUUCCAUCCCAUUGGCCCAUUUCAAUCUCACCCAGCAGACAAGAGCCUCACCAUUCCAAGAUGAAUUCCAGCAUGGAUGGAAACAACCUUGAGGCGAGGAACUCAUCUUCUAACACAGAAUGGUGGUCUGCUAGGAACCGUAUCACAGACCUUCUAAGUAUGUUCUUUAAUAGUGGAGAGGAUCCGACGCGCUCUCGUUUUCUGCAACAACGGAAUUUACCAAAAGAACAGCCAACCUCACCACACUUACAACUGACAGAAGAGCAAGCUCAUAUGAUAGGCAAAACCAAUGAUAAGGUUCGCCCAUCUAAUGUGAAGGACAGGCCCAUACAGAGGAUAAACCCAAACAAAUCUGAUGCUAUUGCGAGGCGCUCUGGUAUUAUGACUUUACAGCAAAAUGAGAGCGAAGAGGAUUCUUCUGAAUCGUUGAUUGAAAUCUCAGAGGACAUGAGCAGCAUGAACACUGGAAACGGCCAUUACCUCACUUAGUAUUUUUGAAG